Molecule: messenger RNA, 738 nt
Organism: Zychaea mexicana
Lineage: Eukaryota; Fungi; Mucoromycota; Mucoromycetes; Mucorales; Lichtheimiaceae
Exons: 2
Coding region: 158-640 (160 amino acids)
Source: RefSeq, a predicted model, not a curated record
AUGUCAAAAACAAAGGAUUCGGAUUGGUUGGUGCUACAACCCGCUAAAUCAAAAAAAAAGAGUUUUUUUUUCUUUUUUAGCGACAACCUUUUUUUUUCCAGCUUUCCUUUCUGUAACAAGGCCCUGUUGGUGAGACACAAAGCUGUGUACUACGUGAAUGGACCUGCAUGACAAGGAGUGGACCUCUUCCUCUUGGGGAGACGCACAGUGUUCGCAACAACAACAACAACAACAACAACGCCAAUCUCGAUUGCCAUUGCCCAUUCACCCAUCCCAACAUCAGCAGCAACAACAGCAGCAACACAACAACACGCUUGCUGCUGUCGAGCCAGUAGUCCCUGUGCAGCAGCAACAGCAGCAGCAGCAGCAGCAUGGCUUGUCGUCUUCUUCGACCAACGAGCAUUACAUGAGCAACUACUACUACUACUCGCCGUCAUACUAUUACGGUUAUCCUUCUUCCAAUACUGCUACUCCUACUGCUACUGCUGCUGCUUCUUCUUCUUCUUCUUCUACUUCUUCUAAUACGACUAGUCCCACUCUUGUGUCGCGCCCAGAUCUUCGACGAUCCGAGUCUUCUCCGCAACAGCCGCAGCAGCGAGCUUAUCACCACCAGCAGCAUCAUCAUCCUCAUACGGGGUAAGUCAGUCUUAAAAGUCGUACAAAAAGAAAGAAAACUUGUUUCUCGUUCGUACCCACUUCCCCCACUUUCCCUCUUUCUCUCGCUUCUCUUCUCUUCUC